Messenger RNA from Nicotiana attenuata, 1513 nucleotides. Its product is annotated as RNA pseudouridine synthase 5. The record is from RefSeq and is a predicted model, not a curated record. NCBI's taxonomy places the organism in Eukaryota, Viridiplantae, Streptophyta, Magnoliopsida, Solanales, Solanaceae. The transcript has 14 exons. Bases 76 to 1338 code for a protein of 420 amino acids. Gene Ontology annotation, biological process: pseudouridine synthesis. Gene Ontology annotation, molecular function: RNA binding; pseudouridine synthase activity.
AAAAUAUUUUUGGCCAUACACGCGCAGGUCAUUGUAAGUGGCUUCCGGCAACAUUUUCCCGACCCCGACUUAGGAAUGUCGAAGAAAGCAGAACUAGCUGCGCCGCCUUCAGCGGCGGAGACGGCGUACUUCGGAGAGCCCUGGCCAGAAUUUAAUGACGGAUUAACUUACCAUGACAUUGUCCGACCCAUCGAUGCUGGUCUUACACUUAUCGAAUUCUACUCCAGAAAGUACAAAAGUUCAGCUCCUUUACAAGGUUGGUUGCAGAGAAUUCAAAAUAAGCAGAUAACAGUUGACGGUAAAGUUGUUACUAUACCAGAUACUGAACUCAGUUUUUGGAUGAGCAGAGCUGGUACAGAACUAGUAUAUCAUCGACUUCCUUGGAGAGAACCUGAUGCACCUUACUUGUUACAAGUACUAUUUGAAGAUGACUAUUUGAUUGCUCUAAAUAAACCUUCUGGUUUGCAAGUCCUUCCUGGAGGGUUGUUCCAGCAGCGGACUGUCUUGACACAACUCCAAUGGCAUGUGAGCAAGCUGACAACCUCUUCAUCGGGUUGUCAAAAAACACAUCCUGUCCCAGUUCAUCGCCUAGGAAGGGGUACAUCAGGAAUACUUCUCUGUGCGAAAACAAAGCUCGCUAAAUCUCGCCUUGCGGCAUAUUUUGCUGAGGGGACGUCGGUUGUUGAAGACAAAUACACCAACUCAGAGUGCAAGAAAAUGAGGAAAAUUAGCAAGAUAUAUCGGGCGCUUGUAAGUGGUGUGAUUGAUAUGGAUGAGGUUGUCAUCAAGCAACCAAUUGGGACGAUUAAAUAUCCUGGAGUUGCUAAAGGGUUGUAUGUUGCUUCUCCUUCAGGGAAGCCAGCUCUGAGCAGUGUUCGCGUUCUUGAAAGAGAUUUAGAGAAUAACAGCACAUUGGUCCAGGUUGAAAUUCAAUCUGGAAGGCCACACCAAAUCCGUAUCCACCUCUCUUUCAUUGGACUUCCACUAAUUGGUGAUCCUCUUUAUGUUUCUGGCGGGCAACCAAAGUGCUUUGAUCCUGAAUUAAUGGAUGAAAGUUUUGAGAAAGAUGGCGGCUAUCAAAGACCCGAGAAUCCUGUUCCUGGAGACUGUGGAUAUAACCUGCAUGCACAUCAAAUAGUUCUUAUACACCCAAUCACAAAUGAGCUUAUCAAGAUUACAGCACCGCUACCAUCUAUCCUUCUAACACGAGAAGAACGCAAGGCGAAUCAGCCAAAUUCCAGCUAUAAGUAUAUUCCGUGCGUGCCCCUGCUACUAGGUAGUCAAGGUUACCCUACCUCUUGGCCUGCAGAUACCGUUGGAAGUAGAAGAAUAAUUUAAAGAUUCAAGUCAUGGCACACACAAUGUUGAUUAAUGUGACUUGUAAGUUUACAACUUAGAAGCGUGUUUUUUUCUUUUUUCCGUUUUCUUUGGUCAAAAGAUUUUGGAAAGCAGAGAUGGAGAAUUUUUAAAUCUGGACCAGACUAAAAAAACUUAGUGGGAUCUUUAGAGCAUA